This is a messenger RNA of Haliotis rufescens (red abalone), 831 nucleotides long. RefSeq names its product sodium- and chloride-dependent creatine transporter 1-like. The transcript has 6 exons. Gene Ontology annotation, biological process: sodium ion transmembrane transport. NCBI's taxonomy places the organism in Eukaryota, Metazoa, Mollusca, Gastropoda, Lepetellida, Haliotidae. Bases 1 to 831 code for a protein of 276 amino acids. The record is from RefSeq and is a predicted model, not a curated record. Gene Ontology annotation, cellular component: membrane.
AUGAAUGUGGUCCUUUUCUCAGGAGCCUUCCUGAUUCCCUACCUGGUGUUUGUGGGUCUCUGUUCUCUCCCGCUAUACUUCCUGGAGGUCGUCAUCGGGCAGUACUACCAGAGGGGUCCUGUUGAGGUGUGGAAAUUUUGUCCAGCCAUGAAAGGUCUGGGUUUUGGGUCGGCGUUGGUGUCGUGGGUGUACGCCAUGUACACGUCCAUGUACUUCUCCUGGUAUCUCUACUACUUCUUCAACUCCUUCUUCAACCCCCUGCCCUGGUCCACCUGUGGCAACCCCUGGAACACGCCCAGCUGCGUGGAGUCGACGCUGUAUGGGCACCAAGGGAUGAACACCACAGUGAAUGGCACUGUUCCACUGCGAGCUCCCAUUAACACGACACAGUCGGGUCACCUGAAUGGAUCCACUGAUGGCGUCAGUGUUGCGAGUGCCACUGAAGAAUUCUGGAGGUUUAAUGCACUGGAAAUCUCGAAUGGUCUCGACCAUGCAGGUUCCAUUCGGUGGCCAUUGUUUGGAUGUCUGGCCUUGACCUAUGUGGCCAUGUAUUUCAUGCUGCUCAGAGGAAUUCGAGUGACGGGGAAGAUUGUGUACGUGACAUUUAUGUUACCCCUCAUCCUGUGUACCGUCAUACUCAUCCGUGGGUCCUUGUUGCCAGGGGCACUAGACGGACUUCUGUACAUGAUCAAGCCGGACUUUGGAAAGCUGAAAAGCCCAACAAUGUGGAUCGAGGCCUGUGGUUACGCUCUUCAUUCCAUGGGGACCAGUAAGGGCAUUGCGAAUACAGUGUCCAGUCACAACCAGCCAAACAGCAACUGCUACAGGUGA